Molecule: messenger RNA, 1269 nt
Organism: Colletotrichum karsti
Lineage: Eukaryota; Fungi; Ascomycota; Sordariomycetes; Glomerellales; Glomerellaceae
Exons: 3
Coding region: 1-1269 (422 amino acids)
Source: RefSeq, a predicted model, not a curated record
AUGGAGUGCGCAGCUUCGAGAACUUCACCAGCCUUCCACUUCGUGCAGCAGCGCGAGCCCUCGCGGAUUCCCAGAGUCUUGGUGCAGGACUCAUGGCGCUACAUCAGCACCUACUUCCAAGCCAUGGGCUCUCUCACCCAAGCUUCGGUCUUAAGGAGUGCUACCGUGACGGCCAUGUCGCACGAGGAUGAGAAUGUCAGCCGUACUUUGUCCAUUGUAGGGGCCUUGUAUGCUUCUCGAAAUCCUCAGAUCUUGAGGAUCAACGCCAAAGAGAAGCGCAACGUGAUGGAAACUUGGGUGAGACAGAAGUCUGUCAUUGAACUAGAGCUCAAGAAGCCCGAGACGACAAACUUCACUCCGGUCUUGAUGAGUGCUCUCCUGUUGGCGGCGGUUGAGCUCAUGUUAGCUCAGAAAGACGGGACUUUCAAGUCGUGGCUCACGAGAAUCUCCAACUUUCUGAAAGCAUGCAGCCAGAAGUAUCCAAUCUCAUCUUGGACGCCAUUUGAGAAAGACUUGGUUCGCUUUUUCAAGUUCCUAGACAUUCUUUCUAGUAUUGCAGAAAGGGGACCCCCAGUCGAACCUCAGGUCGCUCCUGAACCUUGGCCGGCGCGGCCUCUCACCGUUGAAGCAUCAGGUGGGACGGUGCCAUCACCAGACUCCAGAAAGGUAGACGCCAUGCUUUCUGCGAUGUGGCAGUGGGCAAGCUUGCAGCCAAGGGCUAUGACAUGGGUCACCAAAACACAAGAACAGCGACUCUUCUCAGACGGGUCUGAAUCGUUCAAAGAAUCGAUCGACCUCAAGGUCCAGGGACUGGAUAUCAUCUGCGAGGUGUCAGCAUUGCAGUCCCGAAUGAUUGGGAACCUCAUGCAACUGUCUACAGACCCGCACGACCAUGCUUCCGCCAGCAUCAGCCCUUACUACCACUGGGCUCUCACUGGCUUGUCUCACAUGCUCCAACAUGAUGCGUGGAGGUUUCUUAUGUGCGACUUGCCUAUCAUGCCCGCCGAAGUGCUUCACCAGCAGGCCUUGGCCGCCCUCGGGCACGUCGAAACACUGAUAGGCCAGCUCGGCCUCGACCUCGCACUUUACUUGCCGUUUGCUGACUUUGUCGGUCAGGAGAUGGAGACGCCUGCGGAGCAACAGCGCAUGUUGAAGUUUCUGGACAUUAUCAAGAGCAGAGGGUUUGAUGUGGUGGACGAGUACAGAACUCAUCUCCUCGGGAAGUGGGAUCCUCAAGAAAUACACAUUUGCAACAGAGCUACGUUAUGA